UGCGCUGCGUUGGUUGAGUGUCUUUGCAGCUCAAUGACAGCUCAUGUUUCAUCAGAUCUGACAUUGUACCGACUCGGACAGCCCCAAGGACCAAAGUUACCGACUUCUUCACACACUUGGAUGCAAGGCGAUCCGCUCGUCACAGGGCCUCAGGAGAACGUAGUAAUCUAUAAUGGUUUGUUUUGAGAUACGUUUUCAACUAGAAUGAUUAAAUACCGAAAAAGAGGAGCUUGAUUCAUGGUUAUGUCGGUGCGCGGUAGAUUAUCCCAAAAGUUUCCACCAGUCGUUCGAAGCGCAGAAGAUUCUAGUAGUUGAAAUGCAGAGAUAAUCUUGAAACGGAAUUUGCCCAAUGUAACAGGAAAAACACGGACCUGUUUUUUUUUAAUCGUGGAAGCGUCGAUAAAUUACACGAGAGGAAGUAUUGUAAAGAUUUUAUAAAUUAUAAACUGUGCCUAUACCCAAUUUGCCUCUGACAUAACCGGCCUGGGAAGUCUAUAGGACACUCCAAAGUGCCAUACUGAAGUUGACUAGGAUUUUGCGAGCACAUGAUGUACACAAUUACAAGAGGUCCCAGCAAACUUGUUACACAGCGACGAACAGGUCAAACGCAGCAGAUUGACAAAAUAAAUGACUUCAAGCACAAACAAACGCCUUGGUCUAUACCAGACUCUCCUGCACCCAAGAUAGUGUUUAACCGCCUGAAUGGGAAGAAGUACCACAACACCCCAACAGCUCUUCUACAGGUGGACCCCCAGCCCAAGGAGGGCUUCACCUCUGCACACCAGGAGAAUGUCAAGUUUAUCUAUGAAGGUAAAGGAGUGAGAGGCCAUAUAAAUACAAUUUAUAGAAUGGACCAAGCCUCUCAAACCUUGGCAAUUUGACUUUGACAGUACACCCAUGAGUACACUUAAUAUGGUUGUGACUGAGGACUUCUAUGGACAAUGGGCCUCUGGAAUCUGAUCUUGCCCCUACAACCCACUUUACAAAGAAUG
This is a messenger RNA of Oncorhynchus masou masou (cherry salmon), 992 nucleotides long. RefSeq names its product MAPK regulated corepressor interacting protein 2-like. The transcript is spliced from 3 exons. The record is from RefSeq and is a predicted model, not a curated record. Bases 546 to 881 code for a protein of 111 amino acids. Lineage: Eukaryota; Metazoa; Chordata; Actinopteri; Salmoniformes; Salmonidae.